Molecule: messenger RNA, 2714 nt
Organism: Marasmius oreades (fairy-ring Marasmius)
Lineage: Eukaryota; Fungi; Basidiomycota; Agaricomycetes; Agaricales; Marasmiaceae
Exons: 5
Coding region: 179-2632 (817 amino acids)
Biological process (GO): tRNA splicing, via endonucleolytic cleavage and ligation
Cellular component (GO): nuclear inner membrane
Molecular function (GO): ATP binding; GTP-dependent polyribonucleotide 5'-hydroxyl-kinase activity; RNA ligase (ATP) activity
Source: RefSeq, a predicted model, not a curated record
GUUUGAGUCAGCCUUACAACAUGACUCCGACUUCGCGACGCUCACAACUCAUCUCUUUCAGAAUACCGAAAACUUAUACUUCAAAAUACUACGCCUGUCGAUAUCAAGGCUCAAGCCUUACCUCAUAGCUUCUCGAGUCUUCUCUACCUCCCAAUUCUCUCAUAAUAUUAAACCCACCAUGAGUACCACUGAACCCCACCCGACGGCGACCAACGAUACCUCAACGAAGAAAGUUCCUAAAGCUCUUCGACACCCGUUAACGAAGCCAGAGGAUUCAUUGCUAAUCGCAUCUCUUUUCAAGCUUGCCAAAAAGUCACCUAAACUCGUCAAACCUAAUGCCUAUACCGCGCCUGGAGAUCCCGACAUCACGGUGAACAGUUGGAAGAUGAACGAGUUCAAGUAUUAUGAUAUUCCCUCUCCAUUUCCAACGUUGGCUAGAGGUAUCUUCACGUAUGAGGUGGAUAGCGAAUCCAGGAAAGAAGAUGAUACCAACAAAUAUCGAAUCGUGGUUAGAGGAUAUGACAAAUUUUUUAACAUCGGAGAGGUCCCAUGGACAACUUGGGCUUCACUUACCGACCACACGGCCGCACCAUAUACCCUUUCUCUGAAAUCAAACGGAUGCAUUAUAUUCAUCGGUGCUUUGACUCCCAGCAAGCUUCUCAUCACGUCUAAACAUUCGGUUGGACCGGUGGGAGGAGUUGAAAAAUCUCAUGCUCAAGCUGGAGAAGAGUGGCUCAGGAAAUAUUUCACGCUCAAAGGAAAGAGCGAGGAAGAAUUUGCAAAAAAGCUUUGGGACAACAACUGGACUGCCGUUGCUGAACUAUGUGACGACAGCUUCGAAGAACACGUCCUUGCAUACACACCCGAGCGUACUGGCCUCCAUCUCCACGGACUAAAUACCUGUACAAAGGAGUUUGCUACGCUUCCACAGUCUACUGUCGACGACUUCGCAGACGAAUGGGGUUUGAUUAAAACUAAAUCCAUUAAGCUCAAUUCUAUUUCCGAAAUACAAGAAUUUACUGCAGAGGUAUCGAAAACUCAGCAUUGGGAGGGUGAAGCUGUUGAAGGUUUUGUGGUUCGUACCCACGUAACUCAGCCACCUGACGGUGGAGGAGGUAGUGCACGCAGUGAUGCAUCUCCUUAUGCCCCGGGCUCUUCAUUUUUCUUCAAAAUCAAAUUUGACGAGCCCUACAUGAUGUACCGAGACUGGAGAGAGGUGACGAAGAUGCUUCUCAGACAAAAAGGACCUCUAUCGGAGCAAAGCCUUCCCCGUAAUAAAAUGAAACGCCCAGAGACGCAAAAGUAUGUGAAAUGGGUGAUUGGGGAGAUCAAACGGGAUAGGAAACAGUUCGAUGAGUACGCGAAGGGAAAAGGAAUAAUUGCCACCAGGGAGAGAUUUUUGGCUUGGCUACGCACGAAUUCUGGUACUGUCCGGGGCAACAGCGAGGAGGCAGAACCGAAGAAGAUAGAGGAGUUUGGCAAAACCAUCAUUGUUCCGGUAGCCAUUCCUGGAUGUGGGAAAACUGCUGUUGCUGUAGCCCUUUGUCACAUAUUCGGAUUUGGGCAUACACAAAGCGAUGAUGUUCAAGCAAAGAAAGCUGCCCCUGUUUUCCUCAAAAAUGUCAACGAACUCCUGAAAAAACAUGACGUGGUGAUAGCUGACAAGAACAACCACUUGAUACAACACCGCACUCAGCUCCAGGAGAUAGCGCGGUCCCUGAACCCACCCGCUCGUCUGCUAGCCCUUAACUGGGCACUUGAUAAACCUCAAUCAGCUAUUCACCGCGUCUGUGGUGACCGCGUUAUAAGUCGGGGCGAUAACCACCAAACGUUACGCGCAGACGCUGCGAAAUCCCACGAAGCCGUUCUAUGGCAAUUCAUCACCAACACGGAACAUCUAGCUACCAACGAGGUUGACAAUAUUAUCGAUAUGGAUCUCGAGGACGACUUUGAAACCUCCCUCCAGCGUGCCGUCGAUGGUAUUUGUGACGUCCUCAAGUUGCGGAAACCUACUCCAGAGAAUAUCCGCGAAGGAAUUGACGCAGCUUUGAACUACAAAGCUCGAACGAAGACGAAAAAAGAUGAGGCACCGAAGGCGAAAGUGAAAGAACCGAGAUACUUUGCGUUGCUCCCCGAGAUCAAGGUCGAUGAACUACUGAAUACGGUUCUGGGGGAUAACGAUUCGUACACCCUUUGGAUGCACCUCAAACGGACGGGCCGGGUGACACAGCGCCCCCAUAUCACGCUGGUCCAUAAGAAGUCGCUACCAGGAGAAAUAGAGCUGUGGGAGAGGUGUGCGGAACUCCACAAAUUAGAGCAACCACCUGUUUUCGAAUUCGAGUUGAGUGAUGUGGUAUGGGACGACAGAGUAAUGGCGCUACGUGUGGGCAAUAUCAAGUUGGAUGGGGCGAGUACCGACAGCUCGCAGAAGGGUGAGGAGUUUGUCAGCAAGCUCCGGGAUGAUAUCAGGAAGAGGUUGCACAUCACCAUUGGGACUAAGGAUGACAGCAUCCUAGCUGUUGAAGCAAAAGAUUUGGUCGAAAGAUGGAGAGCAGGGAGCAAGGAAGGCUUACACUCGGUGCAGAUUGAACCAGUGAUGGUGAAAGGAAGAGUCAAAGGUGUAAUUGGGUAACCACGAUGCUGAUGUAUCAUCCUCGAUCUGUACUUUAAGCCAUUUCUGGUAUUCUGGAGAAAUGACUUGAGCUAAAUUUGGA